AUGUUCGUGCUCACGCGCCUAUCGGACGUCAUUCCUGUGGCGCCGUCGCUCUUUGACGCAGACUAUACCCAGGUCCUUAUUGAAGAGAUCGACCGCAAAUACGCCAACAAAGUCAUCGCUGAUGUCGGACUAUGCGUGACGCUGUACGACUUUGUGCGCAUUGGCGACGCGUUCGUGCACCCGUCGGACGGCACGUCGCACUCGCACGUGGAAUUUCGGAUGAUCGUCUUCCGUCCGUUUGUGGGCGAAGUGCUAAAGGGACGGAUCGUGAGCUGCACGGACGAGCACAUUCGCGUAUCCAUGGACUUUGUGCACGACAUUAUCAUACCGUCUUAUGCUCUCCAGACGCCGUCGUACUAUGAUACGGCAGAGAAGUUGUGGGUGUGGAAGUACUCAGAUGGACAAGAGAAGUUCUACAUGGACUUGCACGAGGAGAUUCGCUUUCGAGUUACCAACAUUAACUUUACGCGUGUGACGAAGACAGCUAAAGGCAUUCAAGCUACGACAACAGAGGCAACAGAUAAGGCGGAGAAGGACGUUAGCGCAGGAGACAUGCGACAGUCAUUGGCCCGCCGACGGUCUUCGAGCGUAGAUCUUUCGGAUAACGAUCCUACGCCAUCAGCCAUACACAUCUUGGGAUCAAUCGACGAAGAUGGUCUCGGCUUGUCGUCCUGGUGGACGAGUUAA
Messenger RNA from Peronospora matthiolae, 687 nucleotides. The record is from the annotation of a GenBank genome assembly. Lineage: Eukaryota; Oomycota; Peronosporomycetes; Peronosporales; Peronosporaceae.